Molecule: messenger RNA, 7228 nt
Organism: Formica exsecta
Lineage: Eukaryota; Metazoa; Arthropoda; Insecta; Hymenoptera; Formicidae
Gene: GABA-B-R3
Product: gamma-aminobutyric acid type B receptor subunit 2
Exons: 18
Coding region: 33-5546 (1837 amino acids)
Biological process (GO): gamma-aminobutyric acid signaling pathway; G protein-coupled receptor signaling pathway
Cellular component (GO): membrane; G protein-coupled receptor heterodimeric complex
Molecular function (GO): G protein-coupled GABA receptor activity
Source: RefSeq, a predicted model, not a curated record
GCUUCGAGUCGUCAUAAAAUCGACGACUGAUUAUGACGCGCGUCCACACGCGGCGGCAUUUCUCUCGUCUCCUCCUGUUGUUCUCUUCCUCCGGAGCCUUCCACGCAAGCCAUUGCCUGACCCUCCUCCUUCUCGGCCUUACCUCUCUCCGCACAGUUUUAUCGUGCGACGAAAAGACAAAACCCCAGAGCCGUGACCUGAGCACGCUUCCCUGCCACGCUGAGGCAAGAAGAUACAUGGAGCAAAGGAAUCUCGAUACUCCCGGAGUGAUCUCGGAAUGGUUGCAACGCGAGAACGAAGUUUCGAGUAUGGUUGGUCGAAGUACUAGCGACGUGACCAGUGAACAUCAUUCCAGUGAUUUGCUUAAAAUUCAAUUCGAUCGCGAUAUGAAAAAACAAACAUACGAUGUCGAUGAUGAUACUUUUGUAAGCAUUAUCCCUAAUGAUCAACGCGGCGAUCAAAUGCAUUCUGAAAUUAAUUAUUUAAAACCGAAAUUUGACGAUCAAUUUGACGAUUCUGUGAAAAAUCAGCAAGUUAGCAACGAAAUUAAUUUUAAAAAUAUGAAGCAAAGUGAGAAAAACGCGGAGAAUUGGUUAGAUAAAUUAAUCAGGAAGCAACGUAGUGUGUCGAUGCUUCAAGCUACUCCUUACUUCUUGGCAAAUGAGGUUGUGAGCGAAGUGCAAUUUCAGGACGAUCAGGAUAGCGAUAAUGAUGCAAGUUCGACGAUUUUAGAUGGACCUCGUCAAAGUGCCGAUAAUUUACUCGAGAGCUCUGUUCACGAUCGCGAUACAGAGGGUACAUUAAUCGGAGCUCCGAUCGAUCAGUUGCAUUUGCGCGAGGCUUCAAGUGUCAAUCAUCUGGCAAUACCGAUGAGAAAUCGACGAGAUCGUAAUGAAGUCGAUCUUAAUGAGGCGAAGCGAACGGAUCUAAACACCGAUAAUUUAUUCGCCGAAACAUCCGUUAAUCGGGUAAGUGAACGCACGAGCGAUUUUACAGCUCAACGAGAUUCACGCGAUGGCGAGAUCUUAAGUCGAUCGAGCAAGCGCGAGAUUGACGUUGCGACAAAUCGGCGCGGCCACGAUUCGGUAAUGCAUCGAAGCGAUCGCAAGACUGUCGAUUUCGAGAGCGCGAGGCAAACUCAUUUGGACGGCCGCAAUAUCUACGCUCUCGAUAAUCGUACAAGUAGAUACGAGAGCACGGUUGAUUACCUUCUCAGCGACAGCGACAACUUCAACAUCGCUAAUGAGUCUACAAACUUGUACACUCCAUACGUCGGUACAAUGGCGAUUAAUACGGUUGCUGAUAACUUCGAUGUCAGUUCCGCUUCCAUCGAGGACCAAGUCGAAGUGGACGGAAUUUUGGAAAUCGAGAAUCGAACCGAGAUUAACUUGGAUACCGAUGAGACAGAAAUUUCGACCGUGGAUUGUCGCGAUAGCGCCUGCUCCAAAUCGAGUAAUAACGAUAACGUUUUUAGAACGAAAAAAUAUGGCAGAGCGAAGGAAUUGAAUGAUAAUAGGAAAGAUGAAGGCUAUUUCGCACGAGUCGGAGACGUAUCGACGAUAUCUGUCAACGACAACGAUACCGAUAUCGACGUCAUUAACAACGAAACGCCUUUCACAGGCUUCGAAGGUUCUCAGAAAUUCCCUGUAAAAAUCAAUCAUAAGUCGCUGCCGGAGUUGCCGCAGGUUGAAAAGUUUGACAGACGACACUUUGGCCCGCAAAAAGAGAAUGUACUUGAAGAAACAUCCACAUGGUAUCCGAGUACUGUGCUUCUCGAUCUACCCAAGAGUCCCAGCAGAAACGUGCUUCAUCGCCAUCGCAAAACGGACGACGUCGUCGGGAUGGAUGAAGAGAAUAAUAGAGGCGAGGAGACAAUCGAAAGAAAUGAGAAGCAAAAUGACACUUUGGACGAGUCCUGGCUACCCGGUAUGUCGUCGUCCGGCGUCAAAUCGAGCUCCGAAAAACUUGCGGUGACUCCAAAUAUCACGUACGGUAACUUCGAGAACGUGACGAAGAAGGAUAAGAACGAUUCCGACGGAAGGGUGGAGAUCGACGUGACGGUGCCGAGUGCAAGACCGAUAGAAAAGACAAAUAUAACCAUCUUGGGUCUCUUCGAGAUGACAUACAGGACGGUACCGAGACCGGAAGGAUCCUGCGAGCUUCAAGCAGCGAAAUUAGCAGUCGAGCGAGUCAACGAGUUAGAUGUGUUGAAACGUUUCCGUCUGCGACUUAUUUACAAUGAUACUAAGUGCGACUCUGGAGUGGCCGUGGACAGAUUCUUUCAUGCCUUGUACUCGACGAGAAAGAAAAAUCUCAUGCCAUUCUUGCUCGGUACCGCUUGUUCCGAGGUCACCGAAACAUUAGCCAAGAUCGUACCCUAUUGGAACGUGAUUCAAGUAUCGUUUGGCUCGACGGCACCAGCCCUCUCGGAUUCCAACGAGUUUCCCCUGUUCCUGCGAACCGUUGCGCCUGACUCGAGUCAUAAUCCGGCCAGGAUAGCAUUGAUCAAACACUUUGGAUGGGACACCGUCACAGCUCUCUCGCAAACAGGCGACAUGUACUCCUUGGCAGUGAACGAUCUAGUCACGGAACUGGAGCAGGCAAAUAUCACGUGCACUGCUACCAUCACGUUUGCCGAGAACGAUUAUAAGGAACAAUUGCGAACUUUAAAGGAAUUGGAUACUAGGAUAAUUAUCGGAAGUUUUUCACCACAAUUGGCGCGACGUGUUUUCUGUGAGGCCUGGAGACUCGGGAUACACGGCGGUGAUUACGCUUGGAUAUUGCCAGGUGAUACCGUCGACUCGUUGGGGAUGACGAACGAUUGGCGUGUCGGAGAAUGUUCGCCUUCUCAGCUGUCGCAGACUCUGGAUGGUUUAAUCAUCGUCAGGAGUCACGCCACGGUCGUGGGAGACGAGAUCAGCGACUCGGGAUUGACCAGUGCGAAAUUUACUUCAGAGCUGGUUAACAGAGGCGUUGCGCACUCGAAAUUUGCGGGACAAACAUACGACGCCGUGUGGGCCAUGGCACUCGCCCUUGCUAAGACCGAGGUCCUCCUCAAUCGACAGAACGAGAGCAUGGCGUGGUACACGCAUACGAGAAAGGAUCUCACUUCCCACUUACUGGAGCAGCUGAAACUGCUGCACUUUAUCGGAGUUUCGGGACCGGUUUCCUUCGACGAUGCGGAUCGCGUGGGCAUCACGGCGUUUGAUCAAAUGCACGGACACAAUAUUAGCAGAAUAGCUAUCUACACUCCCGAAGAUGGAAAACUGAUAAUGAACUGUCCAGGGUGUGUGGCUACAAGAUGGCCCGGAGGGCAAGUGCCAGCGGCUCGCAGGGUCUUCCGAUUACGAAUGGUGACAGUGGCACCUGCUGCGUUCCUCGCCGUUACCUGCAUUGCCAGUGUUGGUGUUACUUUAGCUCUUGCUUUCCUGGCUUUCAAUCUCCACUUUCGUAAACACAAAAGCAUAAAACUUUCAAGCCCAAGGCUAAAUAAUAUGGCGGCCGUUGGUUGUUGCCUGGUCUACGGUGCUGUCAUACUUUUGGGACUGGACGACGCCACUUUACCCGACAGCGACGGUUAUUAUCCUACGGUGUGCAAGGCGAGAGUGUAUCUGUUAUCGGCCGGCUUCUCUCUGGCUUUUGGCUCGAUGUUCACAAAGACUUAUCGAGUACACAGGAUCUUCACCAGGAGCCGGAGCGGGGUCGUGAAGAACAAGCUGCUCCAGGACACCCAGCUGAUAUUCUUGAUCUGCAUGCUCCUGGUGAUUGACGUUGUUGUGGUAACAUUAUGGGUGAUUCUAGACCCAAUGCAACGUCACUUGCAAAAUCUGACCCUGGAGAUUAGUCCGCAGGACCGGGGGGUCGUCUAUCAACCUCAGGUGGAGGUAUGCCGUUCGCAGCAUACAAACGGUUGGUUAAGUGCUCUCUACGUUUACAAAGGUUUAUUGCUCGUAGUCGGAGUCUACAUGGCCUGGGAAACGAGGCACGUAAAGAUUCCAGCCCUAAAUGACUCGCAAUACAUUGGUAUGAGCGUGUACUUUGUAGUAAUCACGUCAAGUAUCGUCGUAGUACUAGCCAAUUUGAUGCCCGACCGCGCAACCCUGGCCUUCGUCACGAUCACUGCCCUGAUCUUGGCUUCGACGACGGCGACCCUGGCGCUGCUUUUUUUGCCCCAAUUGGCAAACAUCCUAGCGGGCGAGAGAGCCGAUCCGGUUGUGCAGAGUUUCGGUCUCAAGAUCGAAUGCAACACGCGUAGAUUUGUCACCGAUGACAGAAGAGAAUUACAGUAUCGUGUGGAGGUGCAAAACCGAGUUUAUCGACGUGAGAUGGCACAGCUGGAAUUGGAAUUGGCGAGAUUGGAGAAGCAACUGGCGCAGGAGCCAACGGAGCCGUCGCGCGCCUCAUCAAGCACCUCGAUUCCGCAACGAAAUCCGAGCAUCGGGGGUGGUUUGCCCUUGUUAUUGCUCAGUGUUCUGCCACCGGUUAUUCCCCGAGCCAGCUGGCCUUCGGCAGAUUCGUCCGGCAUACGUCGCGGUACCGUAGCAUUUAGCAGCCAACCGGAUCUGGAACCGGACGACCCCAGACAAAGCCUGGCCGACCUUUACAAAUUGCAUCGUCGUCGGGAGACCGAGGGGCCGAAUCGCCUGGGCGUUUUUCAACGACUCUUCAGCCUCUUCGGCAGCAGGCCGAGUAGCAGAAAAACCUCCACUGCAUCAUUCACCGGAGUUGCAUCGGCGCUUCGAGUCCAUAUGGGUUACAUUGCUGGUUUAGUGCCCGGCACGAAAGCUGCUUCUACUUGUCAGGUAGAUGCCCAAGGCACUCACUCACCUCAUGCACGAUGCGGUUCAGGACCAAUAAUUAGUAUUACUAGCGAGGAAGACCGUAGAUUGAGCCUAGGGCUACGCCGCAAGGAAAGUAGCGAGCCUAGAGUAAAUUUCAGCUUACCGCCACAGGCGAGCACGAGUCAAUCAUCUUCUCGAGAAAAGAUACGCGGUUCGCCCCGGUUCCCUCACCGAAUAGUUCCAGCGAAUAGUUUGAGUGCUAUCGCGCAGGGUACAUCGGUUUCGAGACCGCAUCGUUGGCACUCGAUGGAAGAUGCGACAAAACCGAAAACUGCCCAAACAACAUCUCGUGGUUCAUGCAGUCCUAAUUUUGACGUAUGGGCCACAAGUGAAGUCGGGGUUCCUUUUAGCGAACUUGCCAAUACUAUCAGAGGUAGGAAACCACCAGAUUCCUUGACCUUGACUAUCACCGUGGAUUCAACGGCGAGUCCGGUUGAUACAAGACUAGGCAAUGAUCUGAGGAAGCUGUUUAAGGAGAAUGACGGCCAAGAACCGGUCAGUCCUGCCGAAUACGAAGUGAAGACGGCUCGGUCGAGUUCGUCAUCCUCGUCGUCUCUGAGGAUAAUCAGUGGUAUAAGCGACUCUGUGCCCUUAAAGAACGAUUUCACCUCAGAGAUUCGACAGGAUACUGUUUCGAACUUUUGUCAAGAAACAAAGUCUCGUCCAUCGAGUCCGGUAAUCUCGGUGGUCGACACUGGUGGAUAAUCCAGGGAAAGAAUCGAACAUCGAUGUCGAUACUCACGUCAAUGCUUCCUGCGAGAAGAAGAGAUCGAUUCCUAUAACGUAAUACUGUGCACAUGUGUGAUUGUAACAGGUUUGUCUAAGUGAUAAAGUUGUUGCUUAAGAGAGACUAUACAUAUAUAUCGAGGAAAAUUUCCGAACGAUGUUGAUUUUUUUCGCGUUCCACUCGCAACAUUAUUUAAUAUUUUGACUUUCAAUAGAGAGCGAUUUUAUCAAAAUAUCGUAAUCGCUUAGGCAAUCCAUCAAAAUCGAAUCAAAUUAAAAAUUGCAUCUAUUUAGAUGUUUCAUAUAUGUGAUAGAUCGAGAUAGAUCAUCACAUGCAACAUAAUAUCCCAGUAAUAUCGUAGAGAAACGACUUUUGUGAGUACAAUAGAUCUUCGUGAUAGUUUACAUAUAUAACACAGAAAACCUACAAAAAACAUUAAAAUAUUAGCAUCUAUUAGAUAGCUUAAAAUUAAUAAUAUUUGAAAAACCGACUAGAUCUUUCGAUAGUCAAUUCAUAUAAUACAAAGUUAAAUAGUGUGAUAACGAAAAUUGUUUAUUAAGAAUUAAACGUUAUAAUUAAUUAUUCAUUAAGCAUUAUAAAAUUGAGUAAUGAGAACCGGCGGUUGUGGAGUGGAACGCUAUAAAAUCGACACUGUCAAUGCAAUAUAGAUCACUGAAGGGAAAAACAAUACAGAUGACCGACUCAAUGCUUAACGCGAAAGAAUUAACUUUAUUAGUGUGGCUGAAUUAAUAAAUAAAAUAGUAUAUUGAGACUUUACAAAGUGGCAUAUGUGUGAAUAUAGAUUUCUUGUUUCGUAAUGCCCAAAUUGUGGGGAUUACGGAUCAAUCACAACGUAUAAUGUCAAACAUGUGUGUUCGCUAGUAACUGUGCCAAAAAAAAGUAAAUAAAACCCGUGAGAGUAUACAAUGUUUGUCUUGAUGAAUCAUAAAAAAGGGGACCAACACACUUACGAUAUCCUUUAUGUGUUUUCUUUCUGGCGGAAUAAUCUUGAUUAUAAUUAUAUAUAAGAUAAUCUAAAAGAUAUAAUUUUUCAGAAAUAAUAAAAUAAUAUAUUCUAAGAGCUUUUAUUUUACUUCUCUUAUUAUUGAUAAAAAAUAACAAAAAUAAAAAAACCCAACGUUUUUUAAAAUACUUAAUAACAUAUAUUAUACAGAUUUUUUUUUUUUAUCGAAGAUAGAAUACUUCCGUAAUUAAAAGAUCUGUAAGCGUGCACGUUUCAAAAGACAAACUAUAAAUGCUCUUACGGGAACUAUAAAAUCCCAUACGGGAUUACGAUUAAAGUGUUCAGUACCCACAAAACCUUUUCUCUAGUACCUGUGCAAUGAAAAUAUAUCUGCUCGAAGUAAAGCAGUUUAAAAUAUGCUACACGUUUUCUUUGUAAAAUGUGAACACGUUGAAACAGAUAUUUUCAUGCCACCGAAUAUUAAUAUAUUAAUAUAAUAUACGAUACAAAUAUGUAGAUAAAAUACACAAAUGGCAGGGACAUAUUCCUGUGAAAAAGAAUUUCCUUAUGAAAUCUAUUCGACUUGUUUCAUAACACUCGAUGUCUCGAUGUGUCAAUCAUUAAAACUUUAGCAACUAAGCAAUAAUCAGCAUUAUCUGUGCAAAUAAGAACGAUGUAAUAAAGAACUAUAUAUUG